GUGUGUGUAUUUUCACAUUAAUCGCCGCCUCUUUCAUUGUUCUUCUCUUUGGAAUUCUCUAGAAGCCGGAGUUUCACCGGAGAAUCGGAAAUGGCGUUAAUAGCUCGAAACGUGAAACGUCUCACCGGAACCGCGCCGUUCCUUCAAAGAGCGGCGACGAUCCACACGACACUCCCAUCUUUGUCACAGCAACCUGCCUCUUCUCCGGCCACUUACGGUGGCGCACAGCCUCCGUCCAUGACGUCGCCAGCAGGUAUAUCUAAACCGGCGGAGUAUGUUAUAUCUAAGGUCGACGAUCUGAUGAAUUGGGCUCGUCGUGGGUCCAUUUGGCCCAUGACAUUUGGAUUGGCUUGUUGCGCUGUGGAAAUGAUGCACGCCGGAGCUGCACGUUACGAUUUUGAUCGAUUUGGUAUUAUCUUCAGACCUAGCCCUAGACAAUCCGAUGUUAUGAUUGUUGCUGGUACACUUACCAACAAAAUGGCCCCUGCUCUUCGCAAGGUCUAUGAUCAAAUGCCCGAGCCAAGGUGGGUCAUUUCCAUGGGGAGCUGUGCAAACGGUGGAGGGUACUACCAUUACUCAUACGCUGUCGUUCGAGGCUGUGACAGGAUCGUCCCUGUUGACAUUUAUGUUCCAGGUUGCCCACCUACUGCUGAGGCUCUUCUGUACGGAAUUCUUCAACUGCAGAAGAAGAUAAAUAGGCGCAAGGAUUUGCUUAUGUGGUGGACUCAAUAAGAGCCUUAUAUUUAUGUUUCCAUCGAUCUGUAUGGAAAUAAACCUAUGGCCAAGUACCCUCCAUGGAAGAGAGAUCUUCUUGUUUUUUCUUUUGGCUGAAUCUUAUGGCUCUCUCUGGACCUUGUAUGUUUCUUUUGUAUGUUAAUCUGGUAUUUAGUGGUAUUGUCUUAAGCUUUUUUUAUAGUUGAUAUAUCUCAAUAAAGCUGCUGUGCAUCCUCUAUAAACUGAGGAAUGGAUUCAGAUAAUUUGAUUGUGAAGUGUAACUGAUAGAUUGAGAAGUCUUGUGCAUCUAAUAUAUUGUUGAACUUGAACCUAUA
Solanum dulcamara is the source of this 1049-nucleotide messenger RNA. Its product is annotated as NADH dehydrogenase [ubiquinone] iron-sulfur protein 7, mitochondrial. Bases 91 to 732 code for a protein of 213 amino acids. The record is from RefSeq and is a predicted model, not a curated record. The transcript has 2 exons. Gene Ontology annotation, biological process: aerobic respiration; electron transport coupled proton transport; mitochondrial respiratory chain complex I assembly. Gene Ontology annotation, molecular function: quinone binding; 4 iron, 4 sulfur cluster binding; NADH dehydrogenase (ubiquinone) activity. NCBI's taxonomy places the organism in Eukaryota, Viridiplantae, Streptophyta, Magnoliopsida, Solanales, Solanaceae.